Messenger RNA from Nerophis lumbriciformis (worm pipefish), 6047 nucleotides. RefSeq names its product plexin-B2-like. Lineage: Eukaryota; Metazoa; Chordata; Actinopteri; Syngnathiformes; Syngnathidae. Gene Ontology annotation, molecular function: semaphorin receptor activity; protein binding. Gene Ontology annotation, biological process: positive regulation of axonogenesis; regulation of cell shape; regulation of cell migration. Gene Ontology annotation, cellular component: semaphorin receptor complex; plasma membrane. The record is from RefSeq and is a predicted model, not a curated record.
UCCUGGCCGUCAGAAAGUGUCGAAGAGGAGAAGGAAGAGGAGGAAAGGCGCCUCGCUGCCUGCUCGGAGAACAACACGCUUCGAUCGAUUAUUCCAUGUCGGCGCUUCUGGUGGACGAAUGCUUUCUGUCGGAUAAAGAGUCUUAGUGGGGAAGGAGCAAAUCUUUGUUUUUUUUGGGGGGGCGGCGGGGAAUGUUGAAGUUCUGUUACCGGAGUUGCUUCCCACCGGGAUGUAAAAAGUAGGACGUUUUGGUCGCCACUUUGCCAUCUUUCUGGACAAGUCCGACGACAUUACGAGGCCAUGACAGAGUGCUGGUGGGCGUGGCCGUUCCUGGUCACCUUGGCAACGGUGUUCCUCGACAGCUCCUGCAGUAAAAACCCAGAGUUCCUCUCCGACACGCUGAUCAACAACGUGGCCCAAGACCCCCGCUCUGGCCGGCUCUAUGCGGGCGCAGUCAACGCCCUCUACCAGCUGACGCCCGACCUGGUGUCAGAGUUCCGCAUCGAGACCGGGCCCAGGCGGGACAACAGGCAGUGCACGCCGCCCAUCACGGAGGCGUGUGAGGACGCGGCGGACACGGACAACCACAACAAGCUGAUGCUGGUCCACGCCGCCAAGGACACGCUGGUGGUAUGCGGGAGCAUCUUUAGAGGGAUCUGCUCGCUGAGGAACCUCAGCAACGUGGAGCACGUGCUCUACUUCAGCGACAACAAGGGCGAGAAGUCGUACGUGGUGAGCACGGAGGAGAGCGUCUCCGUCGUGGGUGUCAUGUCCUACUAUACCAAGGAGAGAGACAACUUCACCGUCUUCCUGGUGGCGAAGGGCUACGGCAGCCAUGACAGCACCAAGCUCAUCUCCACCCGCAUCCUCCAGGACUACGGCGAGUGGAACAUCUUCGAAAACAUAAUCGACGCCUCCGCCGUGCAAGCCAAUCCCUUCGUGCUGAAAUACCUCCACGACUUCCGCUUCGCCUUUAAGGACGGCGGCUCUCUGUACUUCCUGUUCUCACGCACGCUUGGCGUGCAGGACACCAAGAACUUCACGUUCAUCUCGAGGAUGUGCGAGAACGACCAGAGCUACUACUCGUACACGGAGCUGCAGCUCAACUGCAGCGCUUCAAACAAAUACAACAAAGUUCAGGCCGCGUUCGUCACAACACCAGGCGAGGUUCUGGCUCAGAAUCUGACCAGAUCAGGCGAGUACGGAUCGGUGUUGGCCUCUGACAAGGUUCUGUUCAUCACUUUCACUUCGGACGAGGACGCGUCCACUUCAGCCAUGUGUAUGUACCCUCUGCGCGCGAUAAACGAGAGGCUGCUGGCGAUAAUCAAGGCCUGCUACAGCAACGGCGGCCUCAUUGACAAAAGGCCCUCCGUCUACUCGCCGUACUCCACCAAGUCAGGGGGUCUGUGCAGCAACAACAACCAGGCAAACAUGGCGACAAAAUACGAAUGCGGCGCCGAGUUCCUGCCCUCGCCGCUGGCCAGCAAAGCAAACGUCGCUCUGGUCGCCGAACCGUCGCUGGUCCGCAAGGGUCACAUGACCGCUGUUGCCGUGGCUGUGGAAAUGGGGCACGCUGUGGCCUUCCUGGGCACUGCCAACGGAGAGGUUUUCAAGCUGCACCUGUCCGCCCACCCGGAGGUGUACGGAAGGGGGUCAGGCGAGGUGACGGGGGACAAGGUCAACAAAGACCUGUUGUUCGAUUCCCAGCUUCAGCACUUGUACGUCACUACUGAGAAGAAGAUCACCAAGAUUCCAGUCCAGUCCUGCCACCUGAAGACGGACUGCCAGUCCUGCAUGUCCCUGAAAGACCCGUACUGUGGCUGGUGUGUGCUGGAGGGAAGGUGCAGCAGGAAGCAGGAGUGCAGCAGGUGGACCGAGGAGAACACCUGGCUGUGGUCGCCCAAUCAGCAGUGUGUGGAGAUCCAGGCUUUCGACCCACCAAACAUCAGCUGCCAGAAGACACAGCAGGUGGACAUCAGCAUCCCCGCCCUGCCCAGACUGAGACAGUCGGACAAGCUCCACUGCCUCUUCGACUCUUUCACCAGUGGGGCUGUUGUGAUCGGCACCCAGGCGGCGGUCACUUGCUCCUUGCCCGACCUCGCCGAGAUCCCGCCUACGCCCAAUCAACAAGAUUACGUGUCCGUCCCCGUCCAGAUUGUGGUGAACGACAAGGUCGUGGUGACGUCUGGAGAAUAUCACAUCUACAACUGUUCCGCCACCGUCAGGAAGAAUCCUAACACACCGUGUAUUUCAUGCGUGACCAGCCAAUGGGGUUGUCAGUGGAACGCCCGGGAGCACCGAUGCAGCGACACCGACGAAGCUACGGACGGAAGUCACAUCAUCAAACAUCAGCAGCCGGACCGUUGUCCUCAGUUUGAGUCUCCGGACCCCCUGCUGAUCCCUGUGGGCUUUGAGGUACCCAUCAGCUUCCAGGGAAGAAACCUGGGCAUCUACACGGACCGGAGGUUUGUCAUGGGGACGGAGCUGAUGAAGCAGACGAAGGAGGUCAUGCAGGAGCAGGGGUCAAAGUUCAAAUUCAGAGGACAUGAGUUUUCCUACGCCAAGCAGCAGGAGGUGAACAUUUCCUUCCAUGUGAUAGAACGUGAGACUGAGCGCAAGAUUGACAGCACCCUCACAGUGAUGCUCUACAACUGCUCGGUGGGAAGAGAGGACUGCAGUCUGUGCAAACAUGCCGACGCCAAGUACGAGUGCGUGUGGUGCGCCGCCUCGGAGGCGUGCAUUUAUCGACAACUGUGCUCGGCGGCGCAGCCGACACUUUGCCCGGCCCCCACCAUCACUGACAUCAAACCUCGCUUCGGUCCGCUUAACGGUCACAUCUCAGUCACCAUCAAAGGGUCCAACAUGGGAAUCAAGAAGGAAGACAUUAAGAGGAUCAGCGUGGCCGGCGUUGAGUGUGAUCACCAGGAGGACAAGUAUUCCGUCUCCACAAGUGUGGUGUGCGAGAUCGGCCCCGCUAAGCGAACGCCGCCCUCUGACCUCCCGUUUGAGCCGAGCAACAGCGGCGUGGUGGAAGUGGAAGUUGAGGGGGGGCGAAGAGGAAGCUCCAAGGUUGUUUUUACCUAUCGGGACCCCAAACCUCACGCAGUGGACCCUGGAAAAGGUCCUGCCGCCGGCGGAACCGCCAUCACCAUCAGCGGCAAGGAUCUGGACACGGCGACCAAAGAGGAUGUGACGGUCGCAGUGGGCGGAGUUCCUUGUGAAGUCCUCACUUUUGGCGAGAAAAUCACCUGUAAGACGGGCAGGUAUCGAGGGCAGAAGGUUCCCUCAGACCUGCUGACGGUGAAGAUCAACUAUGGAACAAACACCAGCAAGGAGGUCACUGCUGCCUUCCAGUACUCCGAGAACCCAAAGAUCUCUGAUUACUCCCCGAAGUCCAGCUUUGUGUGCGGCGGGCGGAAGAUCGUGGUGUUGGGAAACAGUUUUGACCUGAUCCAGAGGGCCAGCAUGAAAGUGGUGCCCAGCUCUGACGACUUCUCACAAGACCAAUCACGUGUCGAGUUCGUGCAGGAGGCUCUGAGCAAGAACGACACGGUGCUGCAGUUCUCCUCACCGACGGUCAACUGGAGCGACAGCCGCUCUUUGCGCACCUUCCUGCACCUGGACAACGUCAUCGAGGAGCUGAGGGCCUUCGACUACCACCCGGACCCCACCUUCAACGCGCUCUCCAAAACCAUGAUCACGGAGACCAGCGUCAUCAUCGUCACUGGGCGUGGCUUCUCCAAGGCCAUGACGGCCAAAGAGGCGCAAGCCUUCGUUGGAGACGCUUCCUGUAAUGUCAGCAUACUACAGGACGACAAGUUGAUCCUGGAUGUGCCGUUGUCUCAGCCCAGAACUCCAUCAAAACGCCAACGCAGAGACGCCGGCAAUGACCCACUGGAGCUAGUGGUCAAGUUCGGCCACGGAGAGUGGAUGGUUGGUUCCGUCUACUACGCCACGAAGGACGACAUUCCUCUCGCCAUCAUCAUUCCCGCCGUCAUCCUCCCUAUGCUGCUGUUCAUUUUCGUGUCCGUCUACUGCUACAGGAGAAAGAGUCGGCAGGCGGAGCGAGAGUAUGAGAAAGUGAGACAUCAGCUGGAGAACCUGGAGGAGAGUGUGAGGGAUCGCUGCAAAAAAGAGUUCACAGACCUGAUGAUCGAGAUGGGGGACCACACCAGCGACCUGAGCGAAGCCCGCAUCCCCUUCCUGGACUACAAAACCUACACCGACCGGAACUUUUUCCUGCCCUCCAAGGACGGCGCUAACGACGCCAUGAUCACGGGGAGGAUCCAAAUCCCAGAAUCCCGCAGGGCCACCGUGGCUCAGGCUCUCAACCAGUUCUCCAACCUGCUCAACAGCAAGACCUUCCUCGUCAACUUCAUCCACACGCUGGAGAGCCAGCCCGACUUCAACGCUCGCGCCCGCGGUUAUUUCGCCUCGCUGCUGACGGUGGCGCUGCACGGCAAGCUGGAGUACUACACGGACAUCACCAGGACGCUGCUGCUGGAGCUCAUGGACGAGCACGUGCACAACAAAAACCCCAAGCUCAUGCUCAGGAGGUCGGAGACAGUCGUGGAGAGGAUGCUGUGUAACUGGAUGUCCAUCUGCCUCUACCAGUUCCUCAGGGACAGCGCCGGGGAGCCGCUUUACAAGCUAUUUAAAGCGUUGAAGCAUCAGGUGGACAAAGGCCCGGUGGACGCCAAGAUGAAGAAGGCCAAAUACACGCUGAACGACACCGGGCUGCUGGGAGACGACGUGGAAUACUCUGUACUGACCCUGCAGGUGCUGGUGCACGGGGAGGGGCCGGAUGUGACGCCCGUCAAGGUGCUCAAUUGUGACACCAUCUCUCAGGUGAAAGAGAAGAUCAUUGACCAGGUGUACAGGAAUCUGCCGUACUCGCAGAGGCCAAAGGUGGAGAGCGUGGCACUAGAAUGGCGUCCCGGAUCCACGGGUCAAAUUUUGUCUGACGUCGACCUAACCUCGCAGAAGGAAGGACACUGGAAGAGACUCAACACUUUGGCGCAUUACAACGUGCGGGACAACGCCACACUGGUUCUUUCCAAAGUGUUGCACACACAGGCCUUCCAUCAGCACCAGGAUAGCUAUGAAGAGCGUAACGCCCUGCUGGAGGACGACAACACCUUCCAUCUGGUGAGGCCGACAGACGAGCUGGACGAGGUGAAGUCCAAGCGAGGCAGCAUGAAAGACAAGUCCAUGACCAAGGCGAUCACUGAGAUCUACCUGACAAGACUGCUCUCUGUCAAGGGGACACUGCAGCAGUUUGUGGACGACUUCUUCCGCAGCGUGCUGUGCACGAGCGCCGCUGUACCCCCCGCCGUCAAAUACUUCUUUGACUUCCUGGACGAGCAGGCGCUGAAACACGACAACGUGGACGAGGAGACGCUGCACAUCUGGAAGACAAACAGUUUGCCACUUCGCUUUUGGGUGAACAUCCUGAGGAACCCUCAUUUCAUCUUCGACGUGCACGUGACGGAGGUGGUGGACGCAUCGCUGCACGUCAUCGCUCAGACCUUCAUGGACGCCUGCACCAAGACCGAGCACAAACUCAGCCGGGAGUCGCCCAGCAACAAGCUGCUCUACGCUAAAGAGAUCUCCACUUACAAGAAGAUGGUGGACGACUACUACGAAGGCAUCAGACAAAUGGUUCCUGUUAGCGACCAGGACAUGAACACUCACCUUGCUGAGGUGUCCAGGCAACACACAGACAAGUUGAACUCCCAGCUGGCCUUGCAUCAACUCUACAAAUACGCCAGCAAGUACUACGACGCGAUCAUUCAGUCCCUGGAUGAAGACCCUGCCGCCCAGAACAAGCAGCUGACGCUCCGCCUCCAGCAGAUCGCCGCCGCCCUUGAGAAUAAAGUCACCGACCUUUGACCUCCCCGUGAAAAGGGGUUGGAAAGUGGGCGGAGUCACCUGGCCACAGAAGCCCUUAUAAAGUGUUUCCUGGCGAAUGAAAGACAUUUUGGAUUAGAGGAGAGGCGGAGCUUCGACCUGCGGUACACAGCACGGACCAAUCAGAGCUCAUUAUU